This is a messenger RNA of Pocillopora meandrina, 7480 nucleotides long. The record is from the annotation of a GenBank genome assembly. NCBI's taxonomy places the organism in Eukaryota, Metazoa, Cnidaria, Anthozoa, Scleractinia, Pocilloporidae.
GGCCGCGCAGAAUGAUCCGACGGCGCAUGACGAAUGGCUUUCGUUAGCGCCUGGGAGAGGAGGGAUCCAUAGAAAAUUUGACCCUUUCGUUGUGAUUUUCGUGAGAAUUUUGUCUUUUUUUGUGUUAUAUGGAGUGUACACACGUUGGCCAAGCCGUAAAAGUUGGCUCACAGCUUAUUCAAAAGAUACGUCGGGAAAAAACGACGCAGUGGUCUUGCUCAAGUACGGUUUCAGUCGAAGAGGGUCGAUUAGUUACCCAUUUCUCAAUUUCUGGUCUUUUGGUUUCACCUUUACCGGUGUUUCUAAAGAGCUCAGAAUUCUGACUUAAUUUCUGUGUUCUAGUUUGUAGAUCAACAAAAAGUCCAUGGAUAUGUCUGCGUUGUGGUGUCAUCAGCUGCGGAAGGUACGUCACCGAUAAAGUAUCACCGUGUUGUUCGAGUUGUUUUGUCGAUCAGGGGGUGUCGAAACGUAGGAAUGUCGCCGCGCUGUUUAGCUCUCCCAUGAAUUUGAUAUCAAUUAUUCACCCGUAGAUGGUUUUAUUAAUCUAGUGGCCAUUUUACUCCAGGUACGUGAAUGGUCAUGCCAAAGCUCACCAUGAAGACAAUCAACAGCAUUCGGUGUGUUUGGAUCCAAGUUUGUCUGCGUUUUGGUGAGCAUCAAGAUUUGUACUUUGCUAGGAAAUUCGAUGAUGUCAUUGGAGCUUCGUUUCCGAUUUUUUGCUCGACGUUUUUGCUAACCCCUCGAUACAUUUUGUAUUUUUCUACAGCUAUGCUUGCGACGAAUUUGUUAUCAACGAUACAAAGUCGGGAGAUAUUCAGAGAGUACGCGAAAUUAUGUUAGAGAGAGAAAAUAGGUAAUGUUAUGUUUACUCGUUUAUUUAAGGAGAACCGUUGAAAAAGGAAACCAGGAAAUCAUUAAAAAAAUUUAUUUUCAUGUACUCUCAAUUUGUUUUACUGGCAGUGAGGUGUUCUCAAUUCGACGUUUUGUCCGUAGUUGUUUCCAUUGUUUGGGUUAUAAACUUCAUUUGAAGAUUGCGUUAUUCGUUUCCUCAGUGGCCGCCAUGUUGUUUUCAAGCCCAUGAAUCACUGCACGGCACGUGUUUACGUGACGUAUAUUUGUCAGAGUAUUAUGGGGUACCAAGCAAUUGAGACAAUUUCGGCGAAAAAUUAUACUACGAAAUUAGUGGCCAAUAGUUUUGGAGAAGAGUUUUGUACAAUCUCAUACUAUUCUAAAACAAGGGAUGAGUCAUUACAGCAAUACUUCAUUACUUAAUAGAGAUACUCCUAAAACAGAGUGCAUCCUACAAAGAGUUGGAAAACAAAUAAAUAAAUUAAAGAGAAAUUAUUUACAUGCCAAAUAUUAUAUUUACAUUUUAAAAUGACUAUUUACAAGUUUUAAUCUACACUAAAAUUCUGAGUUAGAUACAGUGAAUUAAAAUAAGAAUACUUAUCACAAUAACUUAAUCCUGGAUCUAAUGGUGGGCAUUACACCACUAUUUGAAGGGAAAAAUAUAUGUAGUUACAGGUAGCAGAUUCCAGGCUACUAUGGAACUGUUGAACGAAUAUUUGUAAACAUUGCAACUGGCCUGAAUAUUAGGAAUAGGAAAGGGAAUGCACAAGAGACUCAAGAAGCCCUUUUUAGAGAACAUACUUAUUACUCAAAUACAAAUGGAAGGGAGAUACCAAUUAGGCCUUGUUGGAUUAUAUAAAACAUGGAUAAUUGUCAUGAAAGUCUAAUGAAAGUUCAAGGGUGUUCCAAUCUAUCAUCAUACCCAUUGUUUUUGUUACUAAAGAAGUAAAAGAACAACAUAUAAUUUGAAUGUGAUUUAUAUGAGGGUCUUUAUGGAAUGAGAUGGUCAGGAAUUGUUGUUAAUGAUUAACAGAACUUAAUUUUUAUUAGGAAACGUCGUCUGCAGGAUUCAACUUCGCCUGAAAGACAAAAGAAAGCUUCAAAAGCAAAUGUAAGUUCGACCAUGAAGAAUGGAAAAAAAAAUAGAAUGUGCAGGGUUUGGAUGGGUCUUGCAGGGAGGGGGGGCAUUUCCAGGACUAGGAAAAAAAAUGUAUGUCCAGUAAAGUCUUAGAAAUCUGCUUAACACAAGCAAUAAAGUUUUCAGAAUUUAUGUUACAAGUAUUGUUUGUAGAUGGUAAAGUAAAUUGAAUUUGAAAUCUUGGGAAUGAAAGGUUUUGAGGUGAAAUUUUGAGUCCUGGAAAAUUAAAUCUGAGUCUUGGAAAAGUCUUUGAAAUUUGUUUCAGAAAAACAGUACAAACCCAGAAUACAUGCUUGGAAAAUACAGAUUCCACAGGGCAUUUAGAUAUAAUCAAAUUUUUCAUGCAAACAGAUACUCACAGAAUAGUGAUUAGUCCUUUUCAAUGGAAUUUUUUGAUGAAUAGAAACUAAUAGUUGGAGAAUUCUUAAAAUUUUACUGCUUUUGAAAACAACUUCCCUCAAAACCUGAGACCCAACUUUGUAAAAAAUAUUUUACAGCUGAAACAAAAGGAAGAUAUUUUAGAAAUUAGAGUUGAAAAGGUAAAUUAAAAUAUCUCCUAGAAAAAAAUUGAGUGAAAAUAGACAGACAUAAACCAUUUUGUGACUUCAUAUGCAAGUUCAUGAACCUUGUAAUGAUUACAAACAAUUGAUCACUGAUAUAUUUUUUUUAUGUAAUAUCCAGCAAGAAAACAUAGGACGGGUCAAAUAUCUACCAGGUCUUCGAAAUCUUGGGAACACAUGUUUCAUGAAUGCAGUGUUGCAAUCAUUAAGGUGGGUAAUGAACAUUUAUUAUACUGGUUAUGUUCUAUAUUGUUUGAGAAUUAGUACAUGUUGCUAACCCCUAGCCCCUAGGGGUGAUUAGCACCUCAUUUCUCCUUGCUAUAUCAUCCGUUAGUUAAACAUUAGGGUCACAAGAAUAAAUGAAUUGUUCAAUAACUAAAGAAAUUCAUGAUUGUCCAACAAAUUCUCCUUAUUGGUGGCGCCUUAGGAAAUGUGUAGAGAACAGUAUGGAGAGUAGGCAUACUGACGCAAGACGGUAAAAUUUAUAAUUUUUGUAUUUCUUGUUUCCUUGAUGCAGUAACAUUCAAUCAUUCAGCUGUUAUUUCAAAGACCUUCCUGCGUUUGAGCUCAGAACAGAUAACUCAUGUGGAAAACAGCCCUACUUUACCAGAAGCAGGAAAACAGAUGAAGGGUAAGAAAACUGUUUUCACUGCCCACAGUGACGAAGGUAUACUUUCUUCUUACAACAUCAUUACAAUUCCAAGCAGAAAAGUGAUGAGAAUAAAGAAAAAUAUCAAUUAGGGGAUUUACUUUCAUUCCAAUUUAAAAUGCUUUGAACUAAGAUUCUAAGCAGAUAGUAUGGAGACAUAAUAAAGAGAUCUUGGUGUUGCAGGAUCAAAAGCUAUUUACUGGUAACAGUCUAUCUUUUGAUCUUUACAAGGUAAAUCUUACGAAUUCAAAUUUUGUGGUUUUAAAUAUUUUCAAACCAUGUUAAUUGUUGUUUUCCAUUUUCUUGUAUUCAGAUUCAUAAUCUGAAGUGAUUAAAAGCUGUCCCCUAAAAUUGAUGAAAUAGAUGCUAGUUUAAAAAUUCAGACCAAGGAUUAAUUUAAUACACAACUCACACAAACUUUGAGUUGGCAUGCUGCAGCUAUAAUUGUCAAAAAAUUCCUUUGUAAUUGGAAACUUAUCAUAUUUAUUACCUUGUCUUGACCUGUACAGAUCUGUUGUGGAAGAAUUACGAAAAGUAUUGUGUGCACUUUGGCAGGGUGGAGGGGUCACACACUCUCCUGAUGCACUUUUCUCUGUUGUGUGGAAAGUAGUCCCAAGAUUCAGGCAAGUUACUUGUCUGUUACCUAUGAUAGUGAUGAGAUGAUGAGGAAAUUUACCCAGCGGUUCCAUUAAGGUUUGGAUCUUGGGGAUUUCUGGAUUUUGUACCUGGGUGUAUACAAGCGGUGGAGAAUAUGGAAUAUUUCUGCCUCAAAUAUAGCGUUUAUUUGAGAGAAGUGCCUCUUUGAGUGAAUGUAGUAUUUUCCUGCUACUACAUUUGUUAGUGAAAGUUGUGAUUCUAAUUUGAAUCAUCUCUUUUAAUGCAGAGGCUACCAACAACAAGAUGCCCAUGAAUUCAUGCACUAUCUUUUGGACAGAGUACACACUGAACUUCUUCUGUCUCCAAAAAGUUUCGGAACAACAGAAACCAUCAUUACAGGGAUCUUUGGUGGUCUAUUACAUAGUGAAGUAUGUUGGAAAUGGAGUUGUCACAGUAGUUUAGAAAGCCAUGCUUUGAUGAUGUAUUUCCUAUUAAGGUUUUUACUUAUAUUUAUUUUAUCUUUUCUUUUUCAAGGUCAAAUGUUUAGUUUGUGGAACACAUUCAAAGAAGUAUGAUCCAUUUUUAGGUUAGUAGUUUAUUUUGCGUUAACUCAACAUUGACUUUAGAUCGACUAGUAUCUAAUUUCUCGUCAUAAUAUCACCCCUGAAUCACACUUAAAGGUCACAAAUACAAAGGAAAUUAUCACCAGCUAAAGAACCUCUUGAUUGUUCACCAGAUUCUCCUUGUCAGCACCUUAAGAAAUGUAUAGAGGGCAGUGAGGAAAAUAUGCAUACUGAUGUUAGGGUGUAAAGGGUUGAUGAAUUACCAGUGAGAUGCAAAUGUGGGGAUUCUUACUAAUUCUUUCUUUUUAUGAAUAACAGAUUUAUCACUGGAAAUUCCAGCAGAAUUUCAAGUACGAAAAUCAAAGACCAGAGAUCCUCAAGUUUGUCAACUACAAGGUAAGGAUCAAAUACUUUCUAGUAAAGUUACAUCCACAAGACUAACCCCCCAUGAGUUAUAUACAGUAAGUUUUGUUUCCUUGGGCAUGCUCUUGCAUCCACUCGAAAAGAUUUAUCAAGGACCCUCAUCGUAUUCUAUGUUAUUAUUCUUGGUGCAGAUGAUGUGUUAUUUCAUAGAGAAAGCAAACUUUUUUUAAUUUAAUAAAAUGUUCUUUUGUCAAUUUGCUUACACAGAUUGCUUGUAUCACUUUAUAUCACUUGAAGAACUAGCGGAGUCUGAACUAUACAUUUGUCCAAAUUGUAAAAAGAGGCAGAAGUCUACAAAGAAAUUUUGGAUCAAAAGACUACCAAAUGUGAGACAAUUUCCCUUUUUUUACUCAAUCACUCUGCUUUUUUAUUGCUGACACACAAACCCUAUCAUCAUAAGUGUAGAUGUAACACAGUAAACUUCUGAACCCAUUUUAGAAGCCCUUGACACAUCACAAUUACUGGUCCCUCAGAGAGUUGGUUUAGAUAUGUUUCUGUGUUGAGCUGUUUGAUUUGAACCCAAUACCAACAACUUGCCACAAUGUUAAUUUUUCCUUUUUCUUUUUUCCAAGCCUUUUCUUUUUUUGCUGUUAUUCUUACAAUUUAGCCUUGUAUAAUAGAUUCUUCAGGGUGUGAAAUUGCGCCUAAUACAGGCGCCAAUGCGACUAAAUUUUUUACUUUGGCAACCAAAUCCUGAAAGUUAGUCGCCAAAUUGGCGACUAGAACGUUUCAUCAUAACCUUACCAAGAGAUAUAGUGAAUUAAAAAGAUUUGCAAAGAUAAAUCCGCAGCAAACUUCCUCGUUAAGUUUGUUUCCAAAACGUAGCACAUGCAUCUCGAUCGAUAACUACACGCCAUCUUGGUUUUAGAUGAGCUUUAACGUUGUAUAUCAUCCAUCCUAUUGUCCACUUUGUAGCACGUUAAAGAUCUUUUCCCUAACUUAAUUUUGGAGGGUCUAUCUAGAAGGCUGACAGCAUAAAGAAAUAUUUUGUUUGUCUUUGAAAAUGGCGACCAACUUUUUUUGAAUUGGCUACCACUUUGAAAAGUUUAGGAGCCAAGUGGCUAUCAGAAAAAAAAAUUAAUUUCACGCCCUGUUCUUGAUGAUUUUGUAGGUGUUGUGUUUGCAUCUCAAGCGUUUCAAAUUCCAAGCAUUCCAUCGGAGCAAAGUUGAUACAUAUGUACAGUUCCCCAUGAAGGGACUGGACAUGAGUCCUUAUUGUUUACAAGACCAGGUAAGAACCAAUAAUCUUGUGAAUAGAAAAUUGGUCAUAGGGUAUUGGCAAUGUCUUAUUAUUAAAGAGAUCAACUUAUCUACAUUGAAAAAAUUUUAUUUUUCUGGUGAAGUCCUGUAAUGGUUUUUAUGUACAGUUCUUUUGAACUGAUUGAAGUCCUAGUGUGCUUUUUUUUUUAGUAAAAGUUUCACACUGCUGUUACACAAAAGGCUGAGAGAAAAAGUGCUGUCAAGUAAUUCUUUCUGCCCAGUUUAAUAAUACGCGUUUCUCUCAUCAGGAUGAGAACCCAAAAGCAUUUCUGUUUGAUCUUGCGGCUGUUGUUGUUCAUCAUGGCAGUGGGUAAGAGUUUAACUGUGAUUUAAAACUGUAGGAGUGUCAGUUUUACAGCAAAAUGAAUAUUUUCAUAAUUAUUUUUGUUGUUUGUUUGCAGAGUUAGUGCAGGACACUACACAACGUUUGCUUUUCACGAUGGUAAGUAAGAUAGGUAUUGUAGUGAUAUGUGUCUUUGUUACAUGGCUAGGGAAAAUUGUGAGAAAGCAAUUUUGAAUCUUAAGAGAAUAGCAGUAUCUUUUGAAGGAAAGACUUUGGGAUCCUUACCUCUUUGAAAUUAUUUUUUAAUGAUGGAAGCAUUUGUCAUAUUGGUCAGAUACAAAGGAAGGUUAAGCAUAAAUCUCCACAACUCUUGUGUAUUUUUUUGUUUUGUUUUUUUUUGGUUUGUUUGGUUUUUUUUUACAAUUUAAGCAAUAAUAUUGUAAAAACCUGAAAAUAUCAAUAUGCCAAGAGGACUCAAGAUGCUUCCAAAGUUUGACUAUUUAUGAUAAGUUUCUAAUGGGGAAAACACACUUAAAGUUAUGAUAUUAUUAAUCAUCAUUUUUGUGCUAUGUCAUGGUAGAGUGGUGUGUCUGUGGUUCUUAGAUAGCAGUGGACUCAUGACUGGAAAUUUUUCUCCUCAGGACUAUGGUAUAAUUUCAAUGACAGCAAUGUAACACAAACAGAAGAAGGCCAUGUAAGUGGAAGCAAGGGCUAUAUCUUCUUUUACACGCGAAGGCACCCGAACAUGGCUAUCUUGGACAAGAUUAGGAAAUAAAUACAAUUAUUUUCUGUUGACUGUGAUCUUUUCAAAUGACUUUGCUAUUUUUUUACUGUUCUUUUAAGUACUGCUGCUAAUCCUUAGCUCGAUACAGAAGGAGAAACACAAAUGCUAAAUUAUGUAAAAUCUCCUCACAAUUAGUUUUAUUCUUCUGUUAAUCUUCCAUUUGUUUGGACAUCUCCUGUAUUAUUAGCCUCAGUAAAAGUGAUCUGUGAGAAAAAGUUGGAGAGUUUGACACCUGUAUAUAGUCAAAUUUAAAUCAAUCGUGUACAAGCCAGUGAAAUAAGUAUAAAGGAGAGAAAGAGAGAGAGAGACAGGGAGAGAAGCUUUACCAGAGAUCUCGUGUAAAUAAGAAUAAAGUGCACUUUGAAAUUUUGUGG